Molecule: messenger RNA, 4040 nt
Organism: Cannabis sativa
Lineage: Eukaryota; Viridiplantae; Streptophyta; Magnoliopsida; Rosales; Cannabaceae
Exons: 1
Coding region: 130-3738 (1202 amino acids)
Source: RefSeq, a predicted model, not a curated record
GUCUCUACUAUUUAAGGACCUUCUCUAGCAGAGAGUUCUCAACAUUUCACUACCUUGCUUUCUUCUCUCUGGAGAGAGUGAGGAGGGUAUACAUUACAUUACAACACUUAGUAACCAUAAUAACUAAAAAUGGGAAAGUAUGUUCUAGCAACCACCUUCCUCCUCCUUCUCAAUUUGGGUACCUUACUCACUUCCCUUGCUAGACCCUACUGUCCACCACCAGAAUACCCUCCUAAACACCCACCAAAACACCCAUCUCAUCCUAAACCACCAAAACACCCUCCCCAUGUCAAACCACACCCUCCCCAUGUCAAACCACAUCCUCCGUACAAGCCAAAACCACCACCACAUUCUCCCAAACCGCCCAUUGUGCACCCUCCCAAGCCUCCCCACGUCAAACCGCCAGCUGUACAACCACCACCAACCAUUCCAAAGCCACCCCCAGUUGCACCAAAGCCCCCUCCAUCAACACCAACACCGGUCUUACCUAAGCCCCCUCCUUUGACGCCGACACCAGAGGUUCCUAAACCCCCUCCAUCAACGCCAGUGCCUGUGGUUCCAAAGCCUCCUCCAUCGACACCUACUCCAGUAAUUCCAAAGCCCCCUCCAUUAACACCUACGCCAGUGAUUCCAAAGCCCCCUCCAUCAACGCCUGUCCCAGUGGUUCCAAAGCCCCCUCCAUCCACGCCAACGCCAGUAGUACCUAAGCCUCCUCCUCUAACGCCAGCACCAGUGAUUCCUAAGCCCCCUCCUUCGAUGCCAACACCAGAGGUUCCCAAGCCCCCUCCAUCAACACCUGCACCUAUAAUUCCAAAACCUCCUCCAUCAACACCUACUCCAGUAGUUCCAAAGCCCCCUCCAUCAACUCCUACCCCAAUAGUCCCUAAGCCCCCUCCUUCAACAUCACCACCAGUGGUACCAAAGCCUCCUCCUAUGACACCAACACCAGUGGUUCCUAAGCCACCUCCUUCGACACCAGAGGUUCCCAAGCCCCCUCCAUCAACGCCUACGCCUGUAGUUCCAAAGCCUCCUCCGUCGACACCUACUCCAGUAGUUCCAAAGCCUCCUCCAUCAGCGCCUGUGCCAGUGAUUCCUAAGCCCCCUCCAUCAACGCCUGCACCUGUAGUUCCAAAGCCACCACCAUCGACACCUAUUCCGGUAGUUCCGAAGCCUCCUCCAUCAACACCUACGCCAGUGAUUCCUAAACCCCCUCCAUCAACGCCUGAGCCAGUGAUUCCAAAGCCCCCUCCAUCAAUUCCUACCCCAAUUCCUAAGCCGCCUCCUUCGACACCAGUGCCUGUUAUACCGAAGCCCCCUCCUUCGACACCAGCACCAGUAGUUCCUAAGCCCCCUCCAUCCACGCCAGAGCCAGUGCUACCUAAUCCUCCUCCAGUGACACCAGCACCAGUGGUUCCUAAACCCCCUCCUUCUACGCCUGUGCCCAUAAUACCUAAUCCCCCUCCUUCAACACCAUCACCAAUAGUACCUAAACCUCCUCCUACCACACCUACCACACCAGUGCCAGUGGUCCCUAAGCCCCCUCCAUUAACGCCUAUGCCUGUGGUUCCUGAACCCCCUCCAUCAACGCCUGUGCCUGUGGUUCCAAAGCCUCCUCCAUCAAUUCCUGCUCCUGUAGUUCCAAAGCCCCCUCCAUCAACACCUACCCCGGUGAUUCCUAAGCCUCCUCCCUCCACGCCAGCACCAGUGGUUCCUAAACCCCCUCCCUCUACGCCAGCACCAGUAGUACCUAAGCCCCCUCCUUCCACGCCAGUUCCUGUGAUACCUAAGCCCCCUCCAUCAACACCAACACCAGUAGUACCUAAGCCUCCUCCUUCCACACCAAUGCCAGUGGUCCCUAUGCCUCCUCCAACAACGCCCGCACCUGUGAUUCCAAAGCCCCCUCCAUCAACGCCUGUACCAGUGGUUCCAAAGCCUCCUCCUUCGACACCAACACCAGUUGUUCCUAAGCCUCCUCCAUCUACGCCAGCGCCAGUGGUACCCAAGCCUCCUCCUUUGAUGCCAACACCGGUAGUUCCUAAGCCCCCUCCUUCCACUCCAGUGCCAGUGGUUCCUAAGCCCCCUCCUUCAACACCAGUGCCUGUGAUACCCAAGCCACCUCCAUCCACACCAACACCAGUGGUUCCUAAGCCUCCUCCAUCUACGCCAGUACCAGUGGUACCUAAACCUCCUCCUAUGACGCCAGCACCGGUGGUUCCUAAGCCUCCUCCUUCCACGCCAGUACCUGUACUACCUAAGCCCCCUCCUUCCACGCCAACACCAGUGCUACCUAAGCCCCCUCCUUCCACGCCAACACCGGUGGUUCCUAUGCCCCCUCCGUUAACGCCAGCACCUGUGAUGCCAAAGCCCCCUCCAUCAGUGCCUACUCCAGUGGUUCCUAAGCCGCCUCCUUCAACACCAGUGCCCGUGAUACCUAAGCCUCCUCCUUUGACUCCAGCACCGGUGGUUCCUAAGCCCCCACCUUCGGUGCCAGUGCCAGUGAUACCUAAACCUCCUCCUUUGACACCAACACCAAUUGUUCCGAAACCACCUCCUACCACACCAUCACCUGUUGUACCAAAGCCACCUCCUACCACACCGUCACCUGUUGUACCAAAGCCACCUCCUACCACACCGUCACCUAUUGUACCAAAGCCACCUCCUACCACACCGUCACCUGUUGUACCAAAGCCACCUCCUACCACACCGACACCUGUGGUACCAAAACCACCUCCUUCCACACCGUCACCUAUUCUACCAAAACCACCUCCUACCACACCAACACCUGUGGUACCUAAACCCCCUCCUUCAACACCAGAACCCGUGGUUCCUAAGCCUCCUCCUUCAAUGCCAUCACCCGUUGUGCCUAAGCCUCCUCCUUUGACACCAACCCCUGUGAUACCAAAACCACCUCCUGCCACACCAUCACCUGUGGUACCAAAACCACCUCCUUCCACACCAUCACCUAUUGUACCAAAACCACCUCCUACCACACCGACACCUGUGGUACCUAAACCCCCUCCUUCAACACCAGAACCCGUGGUUCCAAAGCCUCCUCCUUCAAUGCCAUCACCGGUUGUACCUCCUCCUCUAACACCAACCCCUGUUAUACCUAAACCACCUCCUACCACACCAUCGCCUGUUGUACCGAAACCACCUCCUACCACACCGGAACCUGUGGUACCUAAACCCCCUCCUUCAACACCCGAACCUGUUAUACCAAAACCACCUCCUACCACACCGUCACCUAUUGUGCCAAAACCACCUCCUACCACACCGUCACCUGUUGUGCCAAAACCACCUCCUACUACACCAACACCUGUUGUGCCAAAACCACCUCCUUCCACACCUUCACCUAUUAUACCAAAACCACCUCCUACCACACCAGAACCUGUGGUACCUAAGCCCCCUCCUUCAACACCAGAGCCUGUGACUCCUAAGCCCCCUCCUUCGGUGUGUCCUCCACCGUCUCCAACGCAGGAAACGUGUCCCAUAGACACUCUAAAGCUCGGGGCGUGUGUGGAUGUUUUGGGCGGUUUGGUCAAUAUAGGUAUCGGGGGAAGUGCAAAGGACAAGUGUUGUCCAGUGCUUAAAGGCUUGGUAGACUUAGACGCAGCAGUUUGUCUAUGUACUUCUAUUAAGGCUAAGCUCCUUAACGUUAAUGUUAUCAUCCCAAUUGCUCUUCAAGUUCUCGCUGACUGUGGGAAGACUCCUCCACCUGGAUUUCAGUGUCCCGCUUAAAUUCAUCACGUCUCGUAUUUGAUUAACUUCUAAGAGAAAAUUGGUUUGGUCAAUUACUUACCAGGUUUUGAACUUACAAAAAGGAAAGGUUAAUCAAAUAAAUAAAAAUAAAGAUGUUCUCGUUAUUUUUAUUAUUAAUGUUUGAUGUUAUUUGUUUAGUACCUUGGAUAUUAUGUGUACCUACCAAAGAAGUAAUAAAAUCAAGAUAUUACUUCUUACUAAGGAGAUUUUCUACCAUUUGUUUGUUUAUAUAUUUCAACAUUGUGGUGAUCUAAUAAAUCAUGUUCAAUAUUUUAAUGGUA